This is a messenger RNA of Lipotes vexillifer (Yangtze River dolphin), 2931 nucleotides long. It is a transcript of the gene USP35, whose product is annotated as ubiquitin specific peptidase 35. The transcript is spliced from 10 exons. Gene Ontology annotation, cellular component: nucleus; cytosol. Gene Ontology annotation, biological process: protein deubiquitination. Bases 1 to 2931 code for a protein of 976 amino acids. NCBI's taxonomy places the organism in Eukaryota, Metazoa, Chordata, Mammalia, Artiodactyla, Lipotidae. Gene Ontology annotation, molecular function: cysteine-type deubiquitinase activity. The record is from RefSeq and is a predicted model, not a curated record.
AUGGACAAGAUCUUGGAGGCGGUGGUGACGUCAUCAUACCCCGCGAGCGUGAAGCAAGGGCUGGUGCGCCGAGUGCUGGAGGCGGCGCGGCAGCCGCUGGAGCGGGAGCAGUGCCUGGCGCUGCUGGCGCUGGGCACGCGCCUCUACGUGAGCAGUGCCGAUGAGCUGCCCCGCCGCGUGGGCUGCCAGCUGCUACACGUGGCCGGCCGCCACCACCCAGAAGUCUUCGCCGAAUUUUUCAGCGCGCGCCGCGUGCUGCGCCUGCUGCAGGGGGGCGCUGGGCCGCCGGGCGCCCGCGCGCUGGCCUGCGUGCAGCUCGGCCUGCAGUUGUUGCCCGAGGGGCCCUCGGCCGAUGAGGUGUUCGCGGUGCUGCGGCGCGAGGUGCUGCGCACCGUGUGCGAGCGCCCGGGGCCUGUGGCCUGUGCGCAGGUGGCGCGGCUGCUGGCGCGGCACCCGCGCUGCAUCCCCGACGGCCCUCACCGCCUGCUCUUCUGCCAGCAGCUUGUGCGCUGCCUCGGCCGCUUCCGCUGCCCGGCCGACGGCGAGGAGGGCGCCGUGGAGUUCCUGGAGCAGGCCCAGCAGGUGAGCGGGCUCCUGGCGCAGCUGUGGCGCGCGCAGCCCGCCGCCAUCCUGCCCUGCCUCAAGGAGCUGUUCGCCGUCAUCUCCUGCACAGAGGAGGAGCCACCAUCUAGCGCCCUGGCCAGUGUGGUCCAGCACCUCCCAUUGGAGCUCAUGGAUGGUGUCGUCCGGAACCUCAGCAAUGAUGACAGUGUGACCGACUCCCAGAUGCUGACUGCCAUCGGCAGGAUGAUCGACUGGGUGUCCUGGCCCCUGGGGAAGAACAUUGACAAGUGGAUCAUUGCACUGCUGAAGGGCCUGGCCGCUGUUAAGAAGUUCAGCAUCUUGAUCGAGGUGUCACUCGCCAAAAUUGAGAAGGUUUUCUCCAAGCUUCUGUAUCCCAUUGUCCGGGGAGCUGCCUUGUCUGUCCUCAAGUAUAUGCUCCUGACCUUCCAGCACUCCCAUGAGGCCUUCCACCUGCUCCUCCCUCACAUCCCCCCAAUGGUGGCCUCUCUGGUCAAGGAGGACUCCAACUCGGGGACCAGCUGCCUGGAGCAGCUGGCGGAGCUGGUCCACUGCAUGGUGUUCAGGUUCCCGGGCUUCCCGGAUCUGUAUGAACCCGUCAUGGAGGCCAUCAAGGACCUCCAUGUUCCCAAUGAGGACCGAAUCAAGCAGCUGCUGGGGCAGGAUGCCUGGACUUCGCAGAAGAGUGAGCUUGCUGGCUUCUACCCCCGGCUCAUGGCCAAGUCAGACACUGGCAAGAUUGGUUUAAUCAAUCUGGGCAACACGUGCUAUGUGAACAGCAUCCUUCAGGCCUUGUUCAUGGCUUCCGAUUUCAGACACUGUGUGCUCCGUCUGACUGAGAACAACUCCCAGCCCUUGAUGACCAAGCUGCAGUGGCUCUUCGCCUUCCUGGAGCACAGCCAGCGGCCUGCCAUUUCUCCAGAGAGCUUUCUGUCUGCAUCCUGGACACCCUGGUUCAGCCCUGGCACGCAGCAGGACUGCUCGGAGUACCUGAAGUACCUGCUGGAUCGGCUGCAUGAAGAGGAGAAAACUGGGACGAGGAUCUGCCAAAAGCUCAAGCAGUCCAGCUUGCCCUCCCCGCCCGAGGAGCCCCUUAGCCCGAGCCCAACCUCUGUGGAGAAGAUGUUCGGGGGCAAGAUCGUGACUCGGAUAUGCUGUCUCCGCUGCCUUAACAUCUCCACCAGGGAGGAGGCCUUCACGGACCUCUCUCUCGCCUUUCCCCCGCCUGAGCGCUGCCGCCGCCGCCGCCGCCUGGGCUCAGUGAUGCUCCCUGCAGAGGACGUCGGCGCCCAGGACCUCCCUUCGCCAUCGCGAGCCCAGGCGCCAAGCAGGGCGGCUCCUCGGAGGCAGAGGAAGCACUGCAUCACAGGGGACGUUCCCCCCACCGUCCUGAACAUUGAAGGCCUGGGCCCCCAGGGCCCCGGGGGGCAGAGCAGUCAGGAGGAGGUGGCAAAGGAGGAGGAAGAGGAGGAGGAGGAGGUGGAAGAGGAGGAGGCCGAGGAGGAGGAGGCCGGCCUGGGCCCAGGGCCGCUCCGCAAUGCUUCCGCCCCCUCUGCGGAGGGCUCCCGCUCGGUCCUGGACCUGGUCAACUACUUCCUGUCUCCCGAGAGGCUGACGGCAGAGAACCGCUACCGCUGCGAGUCGUGCGCCUCCCUGCAGGACGCCGAGAAGGUGGUGGAGCUGAGCCAGGGGCCGCGCUACCUCGUCCUGACGCUGCUGCGCUUCUCCUUCGACCUGCGCACCAUGCGGCGCCGCAAGAUCCUGGACGACGUCUCCAUUCCCCUGCUGCUGCGGCUGCCGCUGGCCGGGGGCCGGGGCCAGGCCUACGACCUCUGCAGCGUCGUGGUGCACUCCGGGGUGUCCUCGGAGAGCGGCCACUACUACUGCUACGCCCGCGAGGGAGCGGCCCGCCCGGCCCCGAACGCGGGAGCGGCUGACGGGCCCGAGCCCGACCACCAGUGGUACCUGUUCAACGACACCCGCGUGUCCUUCUCCUCCUUUGAGUCUGUCAGCAGCGUCACCUCCUUCUUCCCCAAGGACACCGCCUACGUGCUCGUCUAUCGGCAGCGGCCCCGGGCGGCGCCUGACGCUGAGCCCGGCUCUCCGCGAGCCCGGGCAGAGCCCACCCUCCACAGAGACUUGAUGGAAGCCAUUUCCAAAGACAACAUCCUUUUCCUGCAGGAGCAGGAGAAGGAGGCGCGGAGCAGGGCGGCCUACAUCUCUGCACUCCCCACAUCUCCACACUGGGGGAGGGGCUUUGACGAAGACAAAGAUGAGGAUGAAGGCCCUCCGGGGGGCUGCAGCCCUGCAGGUGGCAGUGGUGGUGACUUCCACAGACUGGUCUUCUAA